UGUUUGUACAAAAGACUUGACUUAUUUAUUCCAGUUUUUAUUGAAAUGCGCCUAUUUUCCAAGAAAGUUGGAAAUUAAAUUAAUGGCUCAAUUACUGUAUUAUCAAUCGGCAGUACACGACUUAUAUAAAAUACCACAAACAUUACUUUGAACAGCAGAUAAAAUGACUGCAAACGUGUUUCAGCGAAACCUACGUCACCCAAUUCAUGUAUUAAUUUAAUAUGGAUCCUUUUCGUAUAUAAAUGAAGAUGAGCUGCUUCAUAGUUUCAUCACAUAAUAAUAACACGAACAGAGACGUCGUAUAUUUAUUUGCGGAAAAUAAAUUUUAAAAAAGUGACCAGCAUGAGCGUGGUACGAAUUAUUUUUUCAAUUUUGGCCGUAAUUGUGGCGGGGGCACAUUGCCGCCAAAUUACGUUCAACAACCGCUGCGGGAGGGAUAUUUGGAUUUCGCCCUUAACCAAUGGAAACGGUGCCCCCCUUCCCGACGGAAUUCGUCGCCUGUCCAACUCUGGCAGCUACACCUACCAGAUUCCAAACGGCGGGUGGGGCGGAAGAUUCUGGCCCAAAACUGGGUGUGAUGGCAGUGGUCAGAAUUGCGAGGUUGGACAAUCAAUGCCUCCCUGUCCCGCUGGAGGAUGUCAGCCACCAGCGGAAACUAAGGUGGAGUUCUUUUUUCCGAGAACAGGGGCAGCAGACAGCGUUUGGUAUGACGUAAGCCUCGUGGAUGGCUACAGUCUCCCCGCAGAAAUCGUCCCCAGUCGACAGGGUGGAUCUUGUGUCACGACCCACUGCAGUAUGAGCUUGGAUGCAUGUCCUUCUGGAGAAAAUCACGUUGGCGAUUUGCGGGUUUGGAAAGGUGGCCGUGUCGCCAUGUGCCUUGCCCCGUGCAAAAAAUGGAACUAUCCUUCUCCCUAUGGACUCGGAAAGUCAGAAAACAUUGAGCCAGGUCAACACCUUUGCUGCCCGACCCCUCCAGUCAGCCCAGAAAGUUGUCGCAAUGGGAUUGUGGUACAAACUCAGUACGUCAACCUUAUCCACAAGACAUGUCCUUCCGCCUACAGCUAUGCAUAUGACGACGAAGCUGGGCUUCACAACUGUCCGAACGACGUCUCAUUCACGGUGACCUUCUGCCCAUAACUUGUGGGCCAUAAGGCGUUAUUGGACUCAGCGUGCGGUUUAAAUCUCUUAUUUAUUCUCAACUUGAUCAUAAUUACAAAGACACUUUCCUCCUAAAAUAAUAAUAUCAAUCUCCCGUAUUUAUUAUGUUAUAAUAUUUCAUUAAGGAUGCAUUAUUCAAUUAUGUGUCUAAUUAAAGUAAUACAUUGAA
Molecule: messenger RNA, 1327 nt
Organism: Folsomia candida
Lineage: Eukaryota; Metazoa; Arthropoda; Collembola; Entomobryomorpha; Isotomidae
Product: glucan endo-1,3-beta-glucosidase
Exons: 2
Coding region: 343-1137 (264 amino acids)
Source: RefSeq, a predicted model, not a curated record